Messenger RNA from Drosophila eugracilis, 6319 nucleotides. It is a transcript of the gene shtd, whose product is annotated as anaphase-promoting complex subunit 1. Gene Ontology annotation, cellular component: anaphase-promoting complex. The transcript has 8 exons. The record is from RefSeq and is a predicted model, not a curated record. Bases 65 to 6133 code for a protein of 2022 amino acids. Lineage: Eukaryota; Metazoa; Arthropoda; Insecta; Diptera; Drosophilidae. Gene Ontology annotation, biological process: metaphase/anaphase transition of mitotic cell cycle; anaphase-promoting complex-dependent catabolic process; protein K11-linked ubiquitination. Gene Ontology annotation, molecular function: molecular adaptor activity.
GCCGUAUAAUUCGUAAUUAAUAAAUUUGUUAAUCGCAAUUCUGGAUGCACCUGGCGAGGCGGAUAUGAUCGCCGUCGCAGAACCGCCGUUGGAGUUUGUGCCGCGCGGCCGUCAGUCCGCCGCAGAGCACCCCGGUCCGCACGACCAGCCGUUGGCUCGCCACCAGCUGCCCACCACGGAGCACUUGUUGUUGCAGCGCCUCCAGAAUGUGAACAUCUCGUCGGCUGGUGAGGAUUGCCCUGCCGGAGCCCAGGAGUCGUGGACUAUUCGAGAAAUGUACGACGACUACGAGGCUUCUGAAGAUCGCGCUGCCCGGCGGCGCCAACUAAUCGAGCAGACCAAACGAUGUGGUCCCAAUGCCGCGGCGGCCACUCAACUCACCUCGCUGCCUCAUAGUUUGCUGCAUCCGCCGUUAGAACGACGCGAGGAGCCUAUGUGCGACUAUAUGGUGAACAAUGAAGAGGAGUUGUAUGUUCACAGGAACACGGUCGUCUGGACACAGGGCUUUAACGACGAUGACGACCAUGACAGCGGAGUGUACCGGCGCAUGUGCUUUACCAGCGAUUCACCGGUGCGCUUUGCGUGCUUCCUCAACCGGAGCUUUGUGCGCGGACGUCUUGCACAACUCAAGGCGGCUGUCCAGUCGCAGGAUGACAAGUUGACUGCUAUCUGUGUGAUGGAUCAGGACGCUUUGCGGGUCUACUGCAAUGACGGCGAGGACUUUCUGGCCAAUCUGGACUUUCCCGUGUCGCAGGUCUGGCAGACCAAACAUGGGCUGUUGUUGGAGAAGGAUUCUAGCAAUGCCCUAAUAUCGCACCUUUCUAUUCCGAUGCCGCGACUCUUUUCCAUUUCGCAUCCGUUGCACGAAGCCUGUCCCGUUGUUUUGAAAACGGCCACCAACUCCACGGGCUACAUGACCGAGCCGGAGUACAGUGUGGUCUUUACCACCGAAGAUUCAGAUUUGGUGCUGCUCUACGACGCGAAGUUCUUUAAGCAUUUCGUUGCCCGCCUAAGGAAGGUCACGCCUGAGGAAGUCAACUAUGUGGGUCAACAGCAGGAGCUGGGACAGACGCUGCUGGGCGCCAGGUCGCAAGCGGCAGGAAAUAGCUUCAAUUCCACCAAGCAAACUGGAGCGACGCCGAAAGCUUCGAAUGUCUCGUUUCUGAGCAGGAAUAAUACAACCACCGGCAUGGGCAACCUCUCCAAAUUUGGACUCAGCCAGUCGCAGUCAUUCAGUGGAGUUCUUGGACAGUCCAAUCGCGCUUCCUUGGGUACUCCACUAAGUCAACUGCAGAGUAACAUCAGCCAGCAGUCCAUGUCUGUAAAGGAUAUGCGCAACAUGACGCACGUAAAGCCAGCGAAGCCCAUUGAACCAGAAAUGUGUCUCGAGCACAUCUGGACAGAGAAUACCUAUGGAACCCAACGGGAGUUCUGCGAGAUGGCUACCCGAGCAUUUAUCCACACGGAUUUGGUGGGUCAGACCUUUCUUUGCUACUUACUAGCUCGCUCCUGCCGCCUUCAGUUGGUCCGCCUCACUGGCUACGGCAGCAGCAAGGUGCAGCUAUCCACACUUGCAUCCACGCUGGCCGCCAAGGAUGCAGUAGGUCUCAAUAGAAUGCACAUGAUUGCUGUCCUUGAUCCGAGUGGCAGUUUAAUCCUAUACACUGGUACUGUACUCAUUUCGAAGGUGCACAUUACGCCGUUGUUGGCUCCAAGUUCCAUUCCUUCGCCGUUGGUAACACCCAUGGCUGCUGGGCCACCUUCAACUUUAAAAACACCAUCUGCAGGCGACAAUCCUUCAGGGAGCAGUUCCUUUAUGGUGCGAAGAAGCAGCCUUUUGCCUACAAAAGAUCCCGGCGAUUUAGCUGCUUUCGAUGAUGAGCUGCACAUGUUAUCGCCCAUCCAACCGCAGCCGGUUUCCUAUACGCAAAGGCAGGCACAUAAUGUCUGCAAAUCCCUGAGAGAUCCAGCGGGAAAUAGGUUGACUUUAGUUUAUGCCACGGGCAGGAUGCUGAGAAUAGCGCUACCUCUUUUGAACGAUACACGAUUGCUCACCAGAUGUAUAGCUACUUUGCGACAGGUUCUUAGUCCCGGCCAGUUUUUACAUUUUGUAAUUCGUUGGUACAGUGCUAGGAAUCCACCGGGAUCUAGGGACUAUCCCAUAGAGCAGGAAUGGCUGCUUUUCCGAAGCACUCUGUUGGCCCUAAUGGGUCUGACUGCAGCGCCGGAUGUGGAGACCGGCGAGAGCUAUGGAAGAUGUGCCACGCCACCGCUGCAUACACAGUUCGGAGGGGCUACUACAGCGGGAUCGGGUGACGGAUCCAAUUGCAGUUCUAAUUCCACGCUAGGCGCUCAGGAUGAGCCGAAAAAGCGGCGAAAAUACAAUGAUUGUGAAGAUUUCACGGACGACGACUGGGAAUUCCUUCUGCUCCAGACAACACUGGCACCCUGUGGAGCCGAUGGCCAUAGCUACAGUGUGAACAUUAGUGCGCCGCUUUUCCAAAUGAUCCCUGCCAUCUUUUUCAGUCUGCAUUUACUUUAUGAGGAUCUCAAACUGGACGCUGUAUUUUAUGCAGCGCUUCCCUAUCUGGCAACGUUCCUACACCAGCUAGCCAUUGAUAUGCAAUUGGACAGCUACGUGCUGCACUAUAUCCUGGACUUUCCAGAACUAUCCAACCGUACAGGGAGGCUAUCGUUGCUGGGAUCAGAGCACGGAGCAAUGAUGCUACACCAGGAGCUUCUAAGGGUUCCGGCUCCUAAUGUCUUUGCCCAAUUGGAACAUAUUAUAGUCGGAGAGGAGGAGGUCAUGCCUUACAGCUUUAUGGAGUGUGUGAAUGAGAGAAGUCGCAAUUUACUACAACUCGUAUCCCUGGUGGUUCAUGGACAAGAGCGUCUUAAACACUGGUGGCAGCUCCUUGAGAUCCCAGAAGCUGUUCAGGCCAACUAUCCGCGGCGGGCCAAGCGGAGUAUUACGGCGGAUGCUCCACGUUGUCAUCAAAUGCUUGAGUUAAUCCUGGCAAUGCGAUUGACGAGGCGAGACAUCGAAAGAUUUCCGGCGGCAGUGCAUUUGAUCGUAGCGGAGGCUCUAGAGGAGGCUCGUCUUUCUCCACCCAUGGGCUGUAGUAUGGCCACUUAUGAACUUAUCCUGCGCCCGGAACUAGCGGCUCAUGCGCAGUUGCCGUUCUUGGAAACAAGCAGUGGGCAACCGCAUUGCGGCAGGGUUUAUAAAGAAGACUCCCUGUCUAGUAGGUGUCCCCCGACAGGAGGAACAGAACCUGACACGCCUGAACAAUUGCGGCACGACGAUAUGGAUAACAUGGAUACGAAAUUGCUACGCUUACGUUUUCCCGAUGACAUGCGUGUGGAGGAAGUGCGACGUCUGCUCAACAGCUCAGAACCAGUGGUAAUCGAAGUGCAGCAGGCGCCGGGAACCAGCGAUCACGAGUUUAUAGAGGAGCAGGAAAAACAACUGUUUGCUUUAUGUGCACGGACAAUGACUUUACCUCUGGGAAGAGGCAUGUUCACCCUGAGAACGAUGAUGCCCAGACCCAGCGAUAGCUUAUCUAUGCCGAAAUUGUGCCUGGUGGGCAGAGAGCCCCUAAAGGGUACGACCAUAGAAAUGCAGCAAAUCGAGUUCCCUGCGAAUAUGCAAAUGUGGCCAUCGUUUCACAAUGGCGUGGCCACGGGCCUGAAGAUCUCACCGCAGGCUAAGGACAUAGACUCCAAUUGGAUUGUAUACAAUAAGCCGAAAACCCAAGCAAACAAUGCCUUGGAGCACGCUGGUUUUCUCAUGGCGUUGGGCUUGAAUGGUCAUCUAAAAACCCUGUCUUUUAUGAGUGUAUAUAAGUAUUUGGUUAAGUGCGAUGAGAUGACUAAUGUGGGCCUACUGCUGGGUAUUUCAGCAGCACAUCGUGGUACCAUGGAUACGAAAACCACAAAAUUGUUAAGCGUUCAUUUGGAGGCAUUGCUUCCAGCCACCGCCAUGGAGUUGGAUAUACCGCAAAGCACACAAGUAGCUGCUCUAAUGGGUAUUGGAUUGCUGUAUCAAGGAUCAGCAAAGCGGCACAUAGCCGAAGUGCUGCUCCAAGAGAUUGGCAGGCCUCCAGGUCCUGAGAUGGAAAACAGCGUGGAGCGCGAAUCGUAUGCGAUGACAGCUGGUUUAUCACUCGGUUUGGUUACCCUGGGUCAAGGGGAAUCGCCAGCGGGACUAAGGGAUCUUCAACUACCUGAUACGCUUCACUACUACAUGGUGGGUGGAGUAAAACGACCCAUCAGUGGCUCCCAGAAGGAGAAGUAUCGACUAGCUUCGUUUAAAGUUCGAGAAGGCGAUAGCGUCAACAUAGAUGUCACCGCUCCGGGCGCAACUCUCGCUCUGGGUCUUAUGUUCUUUAACUCCGGUAAUGCAGCGAUUGCUGAGUGGAUGCAGCCGCCGGACUCGCGUUAUCUUCUGGAUAUGGUGCGGCCUGAUUUCCUUCUGCUACGCACCAUAGCCAGGGGCCUCAUCUUAUGGCAGGAUAUUCGGCCGGACAACGAGUGGUUCCAAGCACAGUUUCCGGAAACUCUGCGAGUUUACUUGAGACUUCAGUUGAACGAAGAGGAGUCGAAUUCAGAUGACGAUUAUGUAGACUACGAGGCCAUCACGCAAGCCUACUGCAAUAUCAUGGCUGGAGCAGCUUUUUGCAUUGGCCUUAAGUACGCAGGCACAGAAGACAUGGUGGCCUUCGCAACGCUGCGGGCCGUGAUCAAGGAGUUUCUAGGUUUUCCCAGUACGCCUAUGGGCGAAUGUGCCGGCCGCACCACAGUGGAGAGUUGCCUGAUGGUGCUACUUAUUUCGAUCUCCUUGGUAUUCGCUGGCUCUGGAAACUGUGAAAUUCUUCGCAUUAUUCGAUAUCUCAGAUCACGAGUGGGACCACAGUAUCCGCACAUAACAUACGGCUCACACAUGGCCAUUCACAUGUCUCUGGGCCUUUUAUUUCUCGGAGCGGGUCGCUUUACUAUUGCCAAGACACCGGAGUCCAUUGCUGCGCUAGUUUGUGCCUUCUUCCCCAAGUUUCCGAUACACAGCAACGACAAUCGUUACCAUCUCCAAGCGCUUAGACAUCUAUAUGUCCUGGCUGUUGAGCCUCGCCUGUUCCUUCCCCGGGAUAUUGAUACAAAUCAGCUGUGUCUGGCCAAUAUAUCCGUAUUGGAGGUGGGUGCCACCGAGUUGCGUCGCCUACCUAUCGCUCCCUGCAUUCUACCAGUAUUGAGCAGCCUCCAACAGGUGGUUGUGGAUGAUGAGAACUAUUGGCCAGUUUGUUUUGAACGUUCCCGCAACUGGCAUCAGUUGGAGAAGGCCCUGGAGAGGAGUGCACCAAUUGAUAUAAAGAAGAGAACGGGAUGCCUCUCCCACUUGGAGGAUCCAGACAGGCUGAAGAGCAUGCUGGCACAGACUUUGACGAUGGAACAGAGCAUCUGUUGGCAGAUUGACAUUAACGAUCUGCAGCAGUUCGCUAGCGAACGGAUGGUGAAGCAGUUCUUGAGUCGCUGCCUGACCACCAAGGGCACGAAUUUAAGUUACCCGGAGCUCGUGAAGCGCCACCAGAUGAUGCUGCUCUUUUACAAUGCAGUGGUUAAAGAUCGGAUGCAUUUGUUACCAGUUUACCUUACGCUUUACGAUCACGUGACAAAGUCAAUGCUGAACAACAUCGAUGUGUGGCAGCUAAAACUUAUCGAUGCCUAUUUGAAUCGCAGUGAGGAGUCGGAGCAUCCACUCAUCUCCGUUGAGCUCAUCCAAAUGAUGCAGGAACUCUUUAAGCAGGAAAUGGAGGACUCAACAUGCGAGUUAUGUCUGCCGCUACGUGAGUUUCUCAGCCAAAAACGACUGGAUCCCAGCUAUGUGACCACCGUCAGUGGACCUGAUUUGCAGCGAGCCUUUUGCGUGAUCAAUUACUAUAACCUGUUGCCGAAUAUGUUAAAUGGCGUGGAUUUGAAUACGGGCACGAUCAACUAUAUGCGCAUACUGUAUGAAUUCCGGCAACUGAAUCUCGGCGCGCACACCAUUUUUGGACUACUGAAAAUCCUCCAGUCACUGGCUACCGAAGUGGUGACCCUUGAUGAGGCAGGCCUUUUGCCCUACACCAUGGCCGCCUAAAAAACCACAAAAUACUUUCUUUUUGCUAAGCCUGGAAUAUAUUUUGCGAUCUGUCUGAAUUGCGGAUUAUUAUGCGCUUGAUAUCCAUUGUACAUUAGUUUUUAAAAGGUUGGUCCUGAUGUUUUCUGUGCCACCUCUCAAAACCAUCAUAACUUUGCAUUAAAGUUUCCCCACUGUUCCUUUUUA